Nothoprocta perdicaria is the source of this 2685-nucleotide messenger RNA. It is a transcript of the gene DDX17, whose product is annotated as DEAD-box helicase 17. The coding region runs from base 66 to 1667 and encodes 533 amino acids. Gene Ontology annotation, cellular component: nucleus; cytoplasm; ribonucleoprotein complex. The record is from RefSeq and is a predicted model, not a curated record. Lineage: Eukaryota; Metazoa; Chordata; Aves; Tinamiformes; Tinamidae. The transcript has 15 exons. Gene Ontology annotation, molecular function: ATP binding; RNA helicase activity; RNA binding. Gene Ontology annotation, biological process: alternative mRNA splicing, via spliceosome.
CCCCUCCGGGGGCGCUGAGAGGCUUCGGAGACCGAGGGCGCGACCGAGACCGCGGAGGCGCUGACAUGGACCCUUACCGAUUUGGAGCAAGUCGUGGAGGUCCUCUUCCUCCAAAGAAAUUUGGUAAUCCAGGAGAACGUCUGCGUAAGAAAAAGUGGGAUUUAAGUGAACUGCCCAAGUUUGAGAAGAAUUUCUAUGUGGAGCAUCCGGAAGUGGCCAGGCUUACUCCGUAUGAAGUUGAAGAAUUGAGAAGAAAGAAGGAGAUAACAAUUCGAGGAAUGGAAGGCUGCCCCAAGCCUGUAUUUGCUUUCCACCAGUGCAGCUUUCCGCAGUAUGUAAUGGAUGCCUUGAUGGACCAGAACUUCACAGAACCCACACCAAUUCAGUGCCAAGGCUUUCCCCUGGCUCUCAGUGGACGUGAUAUGGUGGGCAUUGCUCAGACUGGCUCUGGGAAGACUCUAGCUUACUUGCUGCCUGCAAUUGUUCACAUCAACCACCAGCCAUAUUUGGAGAGAGGGGAUGGCCCAAUUUGCCUGGUUCUGGCACCUACUAGAGAGCUGGCCCAGCAAGUGCAGCAGGUGGCUGACGACUAUGGCAAAUGCUCGAGACUGAAGAGUACCUGCAUAUACGGAGGAGCACCCAAAGGUCCCCAGAUCAGAGAUCUAGAAAGAGGUGUGGAGAUCUGCAUUGCUACACCAGGCCGCUUGAUUGACUUCCUUGAGGCGGGGAAAACCAACCUUCGUCGCUGUACCUACCUUGUUCUGGAUGAGGCGGAUAGGAUGCUGGACAUGGGCUUUGAGCCUCAAAUCCGUAAAAUCGUCGAUCAGAUCAGGCCUGACAGACAGACCCUGAUGUGGAGUGCCACCUGGCCCAAAGAAGUGCGCCAGCUCGCCGAGGACUUCCUGCAGGAUUAYGUGCAGAUCAACGUGGGCAAUUUGGAGCUGAGUGCCAACCACAAUAUCCUGCAGAUAGUGGAUGUGUGCAUGGAAAGCGAGAAAGACCAUAAACUGAUACAGCUGAUGGAAGAAAUCAUGGCGGAGAAGGAGAACAAGACCAUCAUCUUUGUGGAGACAAAGAGGCGAUGCGAUGAUCUCACUCGCAGGAUGCGCAGAGAUGGUUGGCCAGCUAUGUGUAUCCAUGGAGACAAGAGUCAGCCAGAAAGAGAUUGGGUGCUUAAUGAGUUUCGUUCUGGAAAGGCUCCCAUCCUCAUUGCUACCGACGUUGCAUCUCGUGGGCUAGAUGUGGAAGAUGUAAAAUUUGUGAUAAACUACGACUAUCCGAACAGCUCUGAAGAUUACGUGCACCGCAUUGGCCGUACCGCACGUAGCACCAACAAGGGUACUGCCUACACCUUCUUCACACCCGGCAACCUGAAACAGGCCAGGGAGCUUAUCAAAGUGUUGGAAGAAGCCAAUCAAGCCAUCAAUCCGAAACUGAUGCAGCUUGUGGACCACAGAGGAGGUGGAGGUGGUGGUGGAGGAGGUCGUUCUCGUUACCGUACAAGCAGUUCAGUAAACAACCCUAACCUGAUGUACCAGGAGGAGUGUGACAGGAGGCUCCGGGGAGUGAAGGAAGGCCGGAGAGACUCAGAAAUUGGAAAUUUUAUUUUCUCUAAAAGAAAUGAGUAUCAGGCAGAUGGGUCCCAGCUUGAUCAUCUUGGUGUCUAAGGUGACUUUCUACAGGAAAAGUCUGCUCGUUUGUCUCAGCUUGGCAGCGUUCUGAGUAAAGCCCCACGUACGUUCUGGUUGACAUUUUCUGCAGCUCUGGAAGCAGCAGCCCAUCUUCUGAAACAACCUUAAAGACACCUGUAGCAGCCCGCAGUAGCAAGGAUGGGAUUAAAAUCCCAGUGUCGGAGACCAAACCUGUCUUGGAUUUGACAUUUGAAAAUCAGAAUAAAGUCGCUGUAGGAACUGCUUCUGUAAUCUUUAUCCAGAUUUUUCUUUCCUCCCCUGUGAUUGUUAAAUUGCAGCAACGCAAGUGCAUGGAGUCUGUUUACACAUAAAUUACUUCUCUGCUCUCAGAUUCAUAUUGUUGGGGUUAUUGAGGUGAUUCUUAUUCAAGAUCCCAGAAACUACCCAGAACUGAGAUGUUGAUCAGCACAUUCACUUGUCUCUCCUUCACGAACGUAGCAACUUUGCCCUGGGGAAUGUUCUGAAUGCUGCUAUGCUGAAAAAAAUGUGUCAGAGUUUUCCACACUUAAAAUUAAGAGGUUUGAAUAGGGUGGGCUGGGGGGAGGGCAAGGGGAGGAAUGGAAGAGGAGGAAAUUUGCCUGGAAUCCCCUCUUCGAGAGGUAAGGAGUGAGCUGGUUAGUGCAUCUUGAUUCUGAAGCUUUCUUUCUUUUGUACCUUGCUCUGACUACUGCUUUUCCUGGCUUUUGAAUGCAUUUCCCCAUUCCAUUGGUCCCUUUGAGCUCAGCUCUUGCAGGUAGGUAGCAUUUUAGAAAACGUUAGAAAAAGCGUGACAUUUUAGUAAACACAUAAAACUUGUUUAUUUUACAGGCUAAGGUGGGUGUGAAGGGCUUUUCCCUUUAGUAAAACAUGUUGUCGACUUGUGAUUCCUUAAUAGCGGAUGGUUCAGAGACAGUGGACGGGAAUAGGAGUCGGCUGUUCUUGAUCUAAUGACAUGGCAAAAGAAUGGGGGCGUCUCCUGCUUUGGGAGGGCAGGUUCUUUUCCCUUGGUGUUCCU